This is a messenger RNA of Asparagus officinalis (garden asparagus), 1149 nucleotides long. Its product is annotated as slit homolog 2 protein-like. NCBI's taxonomy places the organism in Eukaryota, Viridiplantae, Streptophyta, Magnoliopsida, Asparagales, Asparagaceae. The coding region runs from base 97 to 753 and encodes 218 amino acids. The transcript has 6 exons. The record is from RefSeq and is a predicted model, not a curated record.
AUCCCACCUAAUCCCCUUCAUCUCCCUUCAUUCUUCAUCCUCUUUUCUCCCUCUCCAUCCUCUCGUAGAGACACAGAGAAAAAAAAAUAUAUAAAUAUGAAGAUGGCUUGGAAUAAACUUAUGUUUGUAUUCAUUUUGGUGGCAGCCUCCCCUUUGAAUCCACAGGAAGCAGUUGGAGACUUGCUCUCCCCUCUGAGCCCUCUGCUCUCUCCUGUACUCAAUGGGUUAUGUGAUGCCGUGGAGUGUGGCAGGGGGGAGUGCCACGUGUCAUUAAGCCGAACCUUUGGGUUUGCUUGCCAAUGCAAUCCUGGUUGGAGCCAGUUCCACAUAGGGGAUCACUUCAGGUUCCUUCCUUGCGUCAUCCCCAAUUGCAGCAUCAACUACUCUUGCACCAACGUUUCAGUGUCACCUGCACCGGCAGCAUCCCCUACCAAUCUCUCCCUCUUCGAUCCUUGCAAGUGGGCUUACUGCGGUGGAGGCAAGUGCUCUCAGAUUUCAACCUAUGAGCACAAAUGUGUGUGCAAUGAAGGCUACAGCAAUAUCUUCAAUGCUUCUGCCUUCCCUUGUUAUAAAGACUGUUCUUUAGGUGCAGAUUGCACUAACCUUGGGAUCAAUUUAUUCAACUCAACUAGUAUGUCUCCUCGACCAAAUGCAUCUGAUGACCAAUUUUCUGCUGGAGAUUACUCUGCCCUGAAGAAUUCGAUAUGUUUGCUCACAUUGAUCAUUUCUCUUACCACAUACAGAUUGAUGUAAGACACAUACUGUGCAUAUUGAGGGUAAUCACCAUUAUUUAUUGUUAUGCAUCAGAUAUGCUUUUUAAUACUAGAUUUAGAUGUUAGAGUAAAGUCUCUUCUCACUUUGAUUUUCGGUCAAUUAGGCAGUUUGAUUGAUUGUAUCGGUAGAUAGAGAUAUUCCUAAGUAACACAUUAAUAUCUACAUUACAAUUGGUAUGUAUAUGUAACACAAAGUGGUAUGUAUACAUAACACAAAGGUAACUUCAUUUUGAGAUAAGAAGGUCAAAUUUCUAAUUAAAAAUUUAUGUGUGAUAGAUGAAUAGAACUAUACGAUAGGAAAAGCGUAUAUGCAAUUAAGGCGAAAAAUCAACUGUAUUUAGCAUUUCCUCCGGUACUUCUUAAUAAUGGAGAAGAU